GAGAGAGAGAGAGAGAGAGAGACAUUGUGGCUCUGAUUUUGCAUCAGCGCGCGCGCGAGAGAGAGCGAGCGAAAAAGAGAGUGCGCGAGAGAUAGAGAGAGAGAAAAAGAGAGUGCGCGAGAGUGGGGAGGGGAAAAGUUCGACACGGACUAUCCCGCAGAAACUUUUUUCUUCUUCUCUUUCUCCGUGGAAGAAGCCUCUGGAAAAAAAAACAAAAGAAAAAAGACAAGGAGGACAAAAAGCCUACAUUGGAUUACAUUUCGGAUUGUGUCGCAACACAGGAAUUCCAACCUGGACACGUAAAGGCAUUUAUUCACGGAUCAAUGUGGUCGCAAAUUUGAGGAUUUAUAAUUCGUUGAAGAGGCGAGGAGAGGUGAGGUGUUUAUCGGAGGAGUGAGACCAUGUGGCUUCUCUGCUCCAGUCUGACGCUGUUGGCCAUCAGCUUGGGAUCAUGUGACACGCUGACGUCAGAGCAAGAUGUACAGUGCCCGGAUUUACAAGUGGAUGAGUGGAAGUUUCCUCAGUCUGCAAGGAACAAUAUAACAGGCUUCAAUCUGGUGAGGCGAUUCUCACUGCUCAAGAGUGCAGAUGUCAAGAAGAUCCGCAACCCCCGUGGACCAGUCAUCCUCCGCCUGGGUAAAACAGCACUCCUACGCCCAACAGAUCAGGUAUUUCCUCAUGGUUUACCUGAGGAGUUCACCCUGAUCUUCACCCUGGCAUUGAAGAAAGCCGCCCUGAGAGACACCACCUACCUCUUCCAGAUCUCUGAUGAGCAGGGGUACCCACAGCUUUCCGUAGACCUCAACGGCCCUGACGGCACCCUGUCUCUGCGUGCCAGGGGGGCAGACCCUGCCGCUGACCUAGUGAGCUGCGUUUUCUCCGGGGAGGGGGUGGAAGCCCUGAUGGACUUGCGUUGGCACAAGGUGGCCCUCAGUGUGCAACAAGAAUCAGUAUCACUCCACGUGGACUGCAGCUCCAUUGAGACCAAACCGAUGGACCCCCGUGGACCUGUGCCCACUGAUGGACACACUCUGCUGGGCGUCCGGGCUGCAGACGCUGGAUCUGUGCAGAUGGACAUUCAGCAGGUGAUGCUGUAUUGCGACCCCUCCCUCGCCAUUCAAGAGGCCUGCUGUGAGAUCCCUGGGGCACGGUGCCCACCGGACACUCCCAAGAACCGCCGUGCUGCAGAGAACGACCUUUUGGAAAACACCUUUAACCAGGACAGUUUCUCAUCCCAGGCUCUGGCAGAGAAAUGUGCUGGUUGUUUACUCCUGAAUAGGGAAGAGAAUGUUGUCAAUCUUGGUGGAGUUGCCGGCUUGAAAGGGGAAAAAGGUGACCGGGGUGAUGACUGUUCUGGCUCCCAUUCAGGCCCUUGCUCACAUGGACCCAGGGGCCAGAAGGGAGAGCCGGGAUCACCUGCCAACUGGGCUGAAGCAGCUGGGUACAAGGGUGAAAAAGGUCAGAAGGGAGAGCUAGGCCCACAUGGUCUCACAGGCACUCCAGGGAAGGACGGUCGAGCAGGGUCCAUCUGUGUGGUCGGACCCAAAGGACAAAAGGGUUUCCCAGGUUUGGUGGGUCCUGAGGGUUUGGCUGGGGAGCCAGGGAAGCCAGGACUUCCAGGCCUACCUGGAAUUGGAAAGCCAGGCUUACCAGGCCCUCCUGGAGAACCGGGUGGUGCAAAAGGAGACAAGGGAGAUUCUGGAUCGAAAGGAGAAGAUGGAUCACCAGGAGAUCCGGGCCCAAGAGGACCAGGGGGGUCUAAGGGAGAUAAGGGUGACCCAUGCGAAGUGUGCCCCGUGUUGCCUGCAGAUUUAGGCAACACAGUGGCUCUUCAAGGGAAGCCAGGCCCAAAAGGAGAGCCUGGAUCACCAGGCAUGGGAGAGAGAGGACUGCCUGGUGCAGAUGGCAAAGGAGGACAGAAGGGAGAAUCCGGAUCAGAUGGCGCCAAAGGAGAAAAGGGAGAGGCAUGUUCUGUGUGCCCCACUCUUGGAGAGUUACCCCCUAAUGUCCCUGGGGUGGUGGGUCAAACCCUGAAGCAGAAGGGUGAGAAGGGAGAGCCUGGGAUUGGUCAGACAGGAGAGCAAGGGGAACCAGGAAAUGUGGGACCACCUGGCCUUACUGGGAAGAAGGGUGAGGCAGGCAGCAGAGGAGCUGAUGGUAAGACGGGAAAACCUGGACAAAGAGGACCGAGUGGCAAAGAUGGGAAGACAGGCACAAAGGGAGAGCCAGGACUGCCUGGUCUCGCCACUCAAGGAAUUAAGGGUGAGAAGGGCGAGUGUGGCGUGUGCCAGCUGUCCGAGGUUGGAAGCGGACCUGCCGGAUACAAAAUGCCUGAGGGAAUUACCGGCACGCCAGGUGAACCGGGCCUUCCAGGUCCACCCGGACCUCCAGGUUUUGGAGCUAAUGGCAAACAGGGUCCACCAGGUGCUGCUGGGACUAAAGGAGGAAGGGGGGAUCAAGGAGAUAAAGGUGAUAAUGGUUUGGACGGAGCUCCUGGAGUCCCAGGACUACCCGGAGAGCCUGGUAGAGAUGGACUAUUGGGUUUCAAGGGAGAGAAGGGUGAUGCUUGUACCAGCUGUCCUUCUCUGGGAUCUGCAGGGGGUGAUGGUGUAACUAUGCCAGGCCCCAAAGGAGAGAGAGGAGAGCCCGGUCCCCCAGGACAAGGAAAGCCUGGAAAAAAUGGAAAAGCUGGCUUACCAGGUGUGCAGGGGCCUGCAGGUCCCAAAGGAAGCAAGGGAGAAACUGGAGCUGCAGGAAUCGGGCUUCCAGGACCUCAAGGUGAGGAGGGACCAAGAGGAGUCCCAGGACUUGCGGGACCUCCUGGAGCUAAAGGAUUGACUGGACCUGUUGGCCCUGCUGGAGAACAGGGCUCCAAUGGAGAGGUCGGGCUUCCAGGACCGCAGGGGCCUGUCGGCAUUGGAAUAGCAGGGCCACCGGGUAGAGAUGGAGCCUCCGGCGCGAAUGGACUGCCAGGAGCUGAUGGCAGACCUGGGCUUGAUGGCGCUAAGGGGGACAAGGGACUACCUGGGGAUUGUAACUGCAUUAUCCCAGUGCACACCAGCGUAGGAGGACCCGGAGCUCCAGGAACUCCAAUAAACACUUGGCAGCCCGGGCCUCAGGGUCCACCAGGACCUCCUGGCCCUCCUGGCCCACCUGGGCCUCAGGGUGUUAAUGGAAUCCAAGGACCACAGGGUAUCCCUGGAAACGACGGGAUACCGGGGAACCCGGGUUCACCUGGCUACAGAGACCCCAUUGGACCGUUUGAUCAUCCACGAGACUCUACAGAAGGACCUGGUGAUGAGGACUGUGGUGAUGACUGCUCCAAAGGGUUGCCGGGGGUGCCAGGUAAUGCUGGUGCCAAGGGAGAGAAAGGAGAUGAGGGCAAGCCUGGUGUCCCCCCGUUGGAGAACUGUGACAGGUGUUUGGAGAAGCUGCAGAGAGAGCAGGCGACACAAGCAGUGGGUGAUCCACCCCGUACAGGAGCUCCUGGAGUUCCAGGAACUCCUGGCUCACCUGGAGGAAGAGGAGAGCCAGGUACACCAGGAGAUAGAGGCCCAGCUGGAAUGCCGGGAAACUUGGGACCUCCUGGUUUCCCAGGUCCACAGGGUUCAUCUGGUUCACCUGGUCAGCAGGGCGAGCGAGGGUCACCCGGCCUCACUGGAAUGAAGGGCGAGCAGGGCUCUUCUGGGACACCCGGGUAUCCAGGAAGUAUGGGACCACCUGGACUGCCUGGUCUGAAGGGCGAGCGUGGGAGCACAGGAACGAGUGGUCAGAAAGGAGAAUCAGGUUCUCCUGGAAACCCUGGGUACCAAGGAUCAGCCGGCUCACCGGGCAUUAAAGGAGACACAGGACCAGCAGGGCCGGCUGGUGCUAAAGGGGAAUCGGGUUUCCAAGGACAACCAGGAUUUCCAGGACUACCAGGUCCUCCUGGUCUUGCUGGAAAAUCAGGAAGAGAAGGUGUCUCAGGGCUCAAAGGUGAAAAAGGCAAUGAUGGCCAUCAAGGCUCUCAAGGACCAACAGGACCCCCAGGCUCUCCAGGCUCACCAGGGCUGAUGGGACCCCCUGGCAUUGAGGGAAUGGAUGGAAAAGAUGGGAAACUAGGGCUAAGGGGUGAAGCAGGCCCUCCAGGCCCAGCGGGACCUCGAGGAAUCCCGGGAUUCAAAGGGAAAACUGGCCAUACUGGCUUCCCAGGACAGAAGGGUGAAGCUGGACCAUCAGGUCCACCUGGAGCUUCGGGCAGGCCGGGUCAUGAGGGGGACCCGGGUAACCCAGGAACUCAGGGACGACCUGGACCUUCUGGUCACAUAGGUGCUACAGGUCCAGCAGGCCCACCAGGACCUUCUGGUCCCUCAGGAGUGGGAAUUAAAGGAGACAAAGGCCAAACUGGUGAGAGGGGUAUUCCAGGAAUGGGAGGAGCCCCAGGACCACCAGGACACCCAGGGUCUAUGGGUGAGCCUGGCAAUGACGGUGCUGCGGGUAAAGAUGGAGCGGCGGGCCUGCCAGGGGACAGCGGGCAGCCGGGUCAAAAGGGUGAGCAAGGUUCCCAAGGCCUUAGAGGUCCUGCUGGAGAGAGAGGUAGACCGGGGCUUCCAGGUGGUGGGGGUUAUCACUCCAAGGAUGCACAGCCCAUGAUUGGCCACGCCGGACCCAGAGGAGAGAGGGGAAGCCCGGGCUCAGAUGGAACCCCAGGACUCCCUGGAACUCCAGGGUCACCGGGAAAUGAUGCUGUAGUCAACUAUGAUGAAAUCAAGAACUUCAUCCGCCAGCAGGUCAUCAAGGUCUUUGAUGAGAGAAUGAGCUACUACAUGUCUCGAAUGCAGACACCAGUAGAGAUGGCAUCCCCAGGUAGGCCCGGGCCCCCAGGAAAAGACGGAACGCCAGGUAUUCCUGGAUCCCAGGGAGCACCAGGCAUGCCUGGACAAAUUGGCAGACAAGGUCGGCCAGGAGGCCCAGGACCCUCAGGGCCACGAGGACCAAGUGGAGAAAAAGGAGAUAAGGGUGUGGGUGAGAUGGGAGAUGUCGGACCACCAGGAGCACCAGGUGUCCCAGGCCCUCCAGGUUACGGUAAGAUUGGACCCCCAGGACCCGUCGGCCAGCAGGGUGUUCCGGGGAUCCCAGGCCCCUCUGGACAGCCUGGUUCAAAAGGACAUGAUGGCCGCUGUAAUCCUGGCGACUGUAUGAGCCAUCAAGUAGAGUACAGCCCCAAGGGCCCACAUGUCAAGGGCCCCUGGUAAGAGGGCUGGAGGUGAUGCAGGAGAGGGGGACUGAACCAAAGGGACUACAAAGAAGACAGGAAGACCCAAAGAUAUUAAACCUGACCACAAGAUGUAAUAAAGAAGCCCUUUGUUGUUGAAUUGUAAAGAUUAACCUACAGAUUUCCUCUGCAGAUGUGAGCAAAACCCCUUUUUUUUAUUAUGCCCACUGGAAUGAGGCCUGCAAAGAAGCACCAGCAGCACAUUUUUUUUAUUGCAUCAUUCUUUUUGCGACUACAAAAUCAUUGCUACAUUACCGCCUUUGAUUGUUGUCCUGCCUCUUUCCUCUCUGUGUUUCACUCCUUUUGUACAUCUUCAAACAACCAAGGGGAGGUGACAUGAAUCACAAUCUAUAUUUACAUCCCUUUUAUUAAUUCUGGCCUCUUUUCUUUCUCUAUCUUAAUCUGUAGGAGGAGAACAUACACAAUUAUUGUAGAAACUUUUCCACCACUCGUAUCUUUUUUCCCCUCCUAUCUCACUGAAUCCCAUUUAGGACGCAUCUCAUGCAUUUCUAAUAUUCCGUUUGUGUGAUGUGAUAUGUAUGUGAAUUUGGCCUUAUGAACUUCCCAAAGAAAUGUAUUCCAGUUCAGUCAAAACAGAUGUCCAAACUGUGCAUUCAACCCUCUUUCAUGGAAUUGACUGUCUUGUAUAUAUUUAUAUUUAUAUAUAGUGGCUUUUUAUACUUUUUCAACAGAUUUGAUAAAGGACUUUUGCAUGGUCAGCCACUUGUUUUUCAUUCAUUCUCAGUGGAUAGAAAGCAACAGAAAAUGCCAGAGGGAUACAUUUUCAGAUCUAUAAGCUUUAAAAAACGGAAAACUGUGUUCAGUAACAGGCAAAUUAUUUAUAGAAAAAAAAAUGUUUACCCAGGAUAUCAUAUUGGCUUUUGUAAUUAUGUCACUUAAGUUGAUUUUUGUCUCAUUUUAACUCCCGUCUUUUUUGGGAAAAACAGCAAUUCUAAAGCAUUUCAUCUCAUUGUGUAUUCCAAAGUAGCGGAUACAGCCAUCUGUCUGCUUCACCAGGCAUUUGUUUAAGAAGAUGAGCGCAAUAAUUCAGCUCAUUCUCCAUAUGUACUGCGAUACAACUCACUGAGCAUGUCCUCCCAACUCUCACAAUCUGAAGAGAAAAUAUUCUGGAAAGCAUCACAAGAAAAGCUUUUGUUGUGUGUCAUAUGAAUGUAUAUUAAGGCUGUCUUUUUAAAUAUUUUUUUUAUUUGGAAGUAUAUGGAGUUUUAAAUCACAACCACUUCUUUCAUCUCUAGUUUAAUCAGCAGUUUGAACUUUGACCUUUGUUUUUCACAAGCCCAACCAUUGGAUAUAUUGACCUUAAGCUGAAUAAAAUGUGCUUUUCAAAGA
Messenger RNA from Labrus mixtus (cuckoo wrasse), 6604 nucleotides. RefSeq names its product collagen, type XVI, alpha 1 (gene col16a1). The coding region runs from base 402 to 5234 and encodes 1610 amino acids. The transcript has 71 exons. The record is from RefSeq and is a predicted model, not a curated record. Lineage: Eukaryota; Metazoa; Chordata; Actinopteri; Labriformes; Labridae.